AUGGAAGGCACUACUGCAGGCGAAAGCGCCGAUAUUACGAAGCGUAUUACACGAACCGUCGUGACCCGCUCUAACUAUGGCACCAGCUCAGUCUCUGGUGCUGAAGAAGCCGGCACCCUCGGCUACGGCGGAUCAUUGACUGGUGGAGUCCUAACCAGUGGCGCACUUACUACUGGUGGAGCUGGGGCUGCUGCUCUGUCUCUUGCAACUGGUGCUGCUGGUGGUGGUUUGAACAUGACGUCGGUCUAUGACACGGCG
Anisakis simplex (herring worm) is the source of this 258-nucleotide messenger RNA. NCBI's taxonomy places the organism in Eukaryota, Metazoa, Nematoda, Chromadorea, Rhabditida, Anisakidae. The record is from the annotation of a GenBank genome assembly.